Diceros bicornis minor is the source of this 555-nucleotide messenger RNA. It is a transcript of the gene CXHXorf65, whose product is annotated as chromosome X CXorf65 homolog. The transcript is spliced from 6 exons. NCBI's taxonomy places the organism in Eukaryota, Metazoa, Chordata, Mammalia, Perissodactyla, Rhinocerotidae. The record is from RefSeq and is a predicted model, not a curated record.
AUGUUCAUCUUCAUCAAACAUGGAGAUAAUAAGGAGUUUCUGGUCAAUACCAAUUGCUCUGUCCUCCUGUUGCUGCAUUACAUCCGCAGCGAAAUGAAGUUGCCUAAAACAGACACCAUCGAUUUGUGUGAUGAAACGGGGAUAAUGAAGUUUUUCUUCCUGUCGAAGACACCUGGAGAAUACGCCAGCAAAUUCCUUACAGCUCGAAGCACCUACUACGUUUGUAGGGUGGACCGUGGGGCACCAGGAACCCGACUUGAGAAUGCCUACAAAGCUUUUGUGCCCCUCCUGAAGAAUCCAGAACCUGAGCUAAUUGACACCUUGCGCACACAGUGUGACGUCCUGGAGAAGAACCGAAUAAAAGCGCUUAAAAGCCAAGAAGCCAAGAAAGUCGUUCCAGCUGAAUCCCCCGUGAACGUCCCAUCCAAACCAUCGGGAAGAUCAUCUGAAGAGAGGCCCACUCGCAAGGGUCCAUUCUUUAAGACAAGAGCGGACUUUCUCAAUAGGAGGGAUAAACGUCGCUAACUAAAUAAAGUGACCAAGUGAGAGCAGUAA